AUGAUGACAACUAUCUCGCGCGAUCCCGACCUGCCGUUCGAUCCGGACAACGCGCGGGCUGCCUUCCAUCGUAGGAGCUUGUCGCUCGCGACAGCAACCUCGCAUUUGCGGGAUGCGAACCAAGCUUGGGCGUCGCCCACCCUGUUCGUUCCCCCACCGCACUCGCCGCUGUCACAACUCCCGCCUUUGCUAGAAAUCUGCGGCAACGACGCAGCCGCGGUGGAUGGCGCUGACGCAACACGGCGGAAAGAUGCGGCGGGGGAGCAAACGGCCGUAGACGCGGCAUUGCCAGAAGCUGUCGGCGGCAGGACCAACGGAUACCUUCGGGGCGACGAGGCGUCCCGGCGGCCGCUUGGCCGAACCCGCUCUCAGGCCAUCGGGCCGACUCACCAAGCGCCGCGAGCGAAUCUCCUGGCGUCGCCUUCGCAGCGCUACGAUUCGUCCUCAUUCUCGGGAAGCUUGAAGGAGAGGACGAGCGAACACGCGGCGCGCAUUAGGAACAUGAUGCAGAAAGAACGACUCGAUUUCUUGGAACCACCGUCGAACGCGCAGCCCGCGACUGUAAAGGAUGACCCGCGCGCGCUUGCGGAAGGACUGCCCUUGAACUCUCCGCAGCUGCCGCAGCAGCAAAAUGCUAACGGCGAAAUGUCAGCGCAAGCGACGGUUUCGCCGGGGGGACACCGGCGGGGAGGUAGUAACCAGUUGGGGGGGCUGCAGGCACAUCUGCCGCACCUCCUGGCCGCGACCACGCUGAGUCGACGUGGCAGCAUCACCAGCAGCCACGCAAGAGACAGCAGCUACGGCAGCGGGAUCAGCUUCAGCGGCAGUAGCGGAAGCAGCGCUAGUGGCGUGAGCGGCGCUAGUGGCAUCAGCGGUAGGACCAGCAACGCAGGGGUACCAGCGUUUUCCCCGAACGCGGUAGCAGUCGGAUCAGUCACCGUCGCCCCCGCCUCUUUUAGUCCGCAAUUCGCCAACCCUUUCUCUACCGAUGGCCAAACCCCCUCUCUAGGCUCGGUGGCUCCGGUUAGGGUAGCGCCAGUCGAACUUGAGUUACCGGGUUCACCGGCAUCUUCGGCGUCGCCAGCGUGGUCGCCUUCGCCAAUAUCGCCACCAGAAGGCGGGUUCAUUCCAACCAUUCGCAGGGCAAUCUCUCUCGCCGUGCAGCGCGCCAAGCCGCAACAGCAGCUGCAGCAGCAGCUACUGGUACAAGCGCAUCCCGUGCUUGCGAUACCGACUCGAAAUGGGACAGCUGCUGCCCUCGCUGCUGACCCACCCACGGUUGAAUUCUCGCCCUCGUCUUGUGCCGUCGCUCUCGGCCAUGCGUCAGCGCAACCAAAGACCGCAGCCGCGCUUUGUCCCAAAUGCGGCCAUACCAUGGCCCCCGCGGCUUCUUCCCCCGACGAAGGGCGGGAAUCCGCGCAGGGGCGGAAGGGCCGGCGGCGCGUGCCGGCUGCGGCGGUGGAAGCGGCGGCGGCGGCGGCAAAGGCCGCGCAAGCCGCCGCGAUGGCCGCAGAGGCGGCUGCUGCCGCCGCGAAAGAGGCCGCCAGCGCCGCCGCCGCUGCCGCCGCGGCGAUUGCGGAGGAGAUGGACAGUGACUGUUGGGAGAGUGACUGUAUGGGGGAAGAAGCGGGGAAGGGCGGCACAGGAGGAGUCGGGUGCGACACGGUGGCGUGCGUCCAGGCGGCAGUGGGUUCUGGCGCGAGAGGUGGGGAGGAUAAGCGCGCCGAAUCGGUAGCUUGCAGGGAAGGCGGGGCGAUGGGUGCGGAGGGAGGGGGAAGAGCGGCGGAAGAGGGCGCAGAGACAGCGAGUGCGGAAGCAGAGGAUGGAGCGGGGCAAGGCGUAAGAGGGGACAGUGAGGCUGCAACGGCGGGGCAGGGGGAGAUGUGUACUGGUGAGACGGAGACGAGGGCAGGGGAAGAAACAGGCGCGGCGGCGGCGGGACGAGGGCAGAAGGCGCAAGGCAAGUACAAGCGACUGUCGCCCCGGCCUGUGGUUGUAGAGAGAAGAGGAUUUUCAGAUGCGCGCGCUAUACAGUCACCCCCUAGUGCAGCCGCCACCAUGGGCAACGAGGAAGGGGGGCCGGAGAGCGGCCGUGCGCGCGGCGGAAUGGGCCAACAGUCGCCCCGGGGGCGAAAGGGGAGGGAGAGGGGGAUUGAUGGAGCGGAGGAGAGCAGGGGAACAUGGGUGGGGCCUGGGGCGAUGAACGGUGAAGAUGCAACGGAUAGCAGCGAAGGAGCGGACGAGAUGGCGGCUGGGGAUACGGGGGGUCACGAGGGAUGGGAGCAGACGGAGCAGAAGGGGCAGGGGGAGCAGCGAGCGCCGUUCCCCUCGCCCCCUCCCCACGCUGAACCGCGACUGCGCGCUGCACCCCCAGCUGCCAGGCCCCUCGACGCGUCUUCUCCGCGCGCCCACUCGCCCCGGCGCCUGUCGCCCUCAGCGCGAUCGCCCCGUGCCACGUCGUCUCCAAAGGCCGUGUCGCCUCGAGCAGGCGCAGGCACCCGCGCAGACACCCGCGCUGGCGGGCAGUCGGGGACAGGCAGCAGUGGCAGCGAGGGCGAGGAGUACCACACCCCCCACAGCACCCCUCCCCCGCCCAGCGACAGCCUUCCCUCCGCGCUGCACCACGCGCAGCAGCUGGCGGGGCUCCCCUUGAGCCCGUCGCUCGAGGCGUACCUUGUUGACGCGCGCGCCGACCACGCCGCGGACGGCUCCUGCGCGGAGCCUCCGGAGGCGCACGACACGGGUGAGAGCAGCGUGGAGUGCGGCGAGCAAUACGGCGCGGAGGGCGGGGAGGACAUCCCCCUGAUUGACGACGGCCCCGUCGCCGCCCCGAGCCGCCCCCCGAAGUCGCCCAGGCCGGAGCGCGCGCUCUCCCCCCUCGCUGCGCGGGGCGCGCGGCAGCCACGCGCGCGCCAGGCGCCUGCUCGCUCGCCGCGGUCGCCCAGGACGAGAGCGGUGAAGGACGGUGCGUGGCGGUGCAAGUCCAUGCAGGAGGGCUCCUCCAACCCCUCCAGCGCCGCCAGCGCCAGCCGCGCGGGCGGGUCUAGCGCCGCUGCUGCCUCCACCGCGCGCCCUGCCGCGCGCACGCGGUCCUUCCGCGAACAGUCGCCCCGCGGGACGCUGAGGAGCGCAGGCGGAGGGGGGAGGGUGCUGCGCAAGGCUGGGUCAGAGCCAGAGGAGCGGGGGGGGGUGGGGGAGGGGGUUGGGGGAAGCAGAGCAGGAAGGGGCGCGCGGGGCGGGCAGGUAUGGUCGCAGGCGCGGCCCAGGUCGCCCAGGGAGGCGCCGCGGUCGCCCAGGGCGCGCUCCAAGUCGCCCACCGACGGGCUCAGGUCGCCCAGCGAGGGGCUGCGCUCCCCCCGCGCUGCAGGCAGGUCCCCGCGCCCCCUGCCUUCCCCCAACGCCGGGCUGCCUGGGAGGGACGUGGGCGCGGGGGAGAGGGGCGCGGGGGGGAGGAGCAGGCAGGCGCGGAAGGUGAGCAGCUGGAGUGGCCCGGGAGGGGGAGAGGGCGGGGGAGGAGGGGAGGGGGACGCGGAGGAGGCAGGGCGACGCACAGGAGCAGAGAGCAGAGCAGGGGGAGGGGGAGGGCGGGGAGUGGGGCAGGGCGGGUUGGGGCAGGGGGGAUCGGCGUCAUUCUCAGCAGCAGGGGGGGCGCGGGUGGCGGAGUUUAUUCUGGGGCGCGCGUACAGGGACGUGGGGGAAGCGUACGAGGUGGGGGGGGAGCAGCUGGGCGUGGGGCAGUUUGGCGUGAUCCGUGCGUGUGUGAGCCGCAGCACGGGGCAGGUGAUGGCGUGCAAGGCCAUCAGUAAAGAGCGCAUUCUGGCGCAGGAGGAUGCGGAGGACGUGGCGAAGGAGGUGCGUGUGAUGCAGCAGCUGAGGGGCCACCCGCACAUCGUCAAGAUCCACCGCGCCAUGGAAGACUCCCAGCACGUGCACAUCAUAAUGGAGAUCUGUCGGGGCGGCGAUCUCUUUGACCGCGUAAAGGCGGGCGGCAGGCUGAGCGAGCGCAGUGCGGCAGCCAUCACGGAGCGGCUGGUGGAGGCGCUGCUGUGGUGCCAUGAGAAGGGCGUGGUGCACCGCGAUGUGAAGCUGGAGAACAUUCUGCUCAAGCAGCGCGGGCAUGACACUGACAUCCGCCUCACUGACUUCGGCAUGGCCGCUGAAGUCCGCCCAGGAGAGGUGCUAACGGAGCUGAUAGGCACGCCGUACUACAUGGCGCCCGAGGUGCUGGCGGGCUCAUACGGCCCCGAAGCAGACAUCUGGAGUGCGGGUGUGGUGCUCUACAUCCUGCUGUGCAGCCUGCCACCCUUCUAUGCCGCCUCCAACGAGGGCAUAUUCGACGCCAUCCGCACCAAGGACGUGCAGUUCAAGGCGCCCAAGUGGCACGGCGUGAGCGGUGCUGCCAAGCAGCUGAUCAGCAGCAUGCUGGAGAAGAACCCACGCGAGCGCAUCACGGGCGAGGAGGUCCUUGGGGCUUUCAAUGGCGGCUAA
This is a messenger RNA of Closterium sp. Naga37s-1, 4488 nucleotides long. NCBI's taxonomy places the organism in Eukaryota, Viridiplantae, Streptophyta, Zygnematophyceae, Desmidiales, Closteriaceae. The record is from the annotation of a GenBank genome assembly.